Molecule: messenger RNA, 411 nt
Organism: Arabidopsis thaliana (thale cress)
Lineage: Eukaryota; Viridiplantae; Streptophyta; Magnoliopsida; Brassicales; Brassicaceae
Product: Heavy metal transport/detoxification superfamily protein
Exons: 3
Coding region: 1-411 (136 amino acids)
Molecular function (GO): metal ion binding
Source: RefSeq, marked reviewed
AUGACGAAAGAUAAGAAGAAAAAGGACAAUGUCAGAUAUAUGGAUGUCGAAUUCAAUGUAUCGAUGCAUUGCAACGACUGCGAGAGAAAAAUCGCUAGAGUUAUUUCCAAAUUCAAAGGAGUUGAAACGUUUGUGACGGAUAUGAUUAACCACAAGGUUGUGGUCAGGGGAAAGAUUGAUCCGAACAAGUUGUUGAAGAAGCUUAAGAAGAAGACUGGCAAAAGAGUGAAGAUUGUAGUUAAGGAAGAGAAAGGUGAAGAAUCUAGUAAGGAGAACGAAAAUGUUCUCGAGAUUGAUAUGGAAUCGAUUUGUUUAGGGGAUCAGUCGAUGUUCGGGUUUUGUGAUUGGGAGAUGGAGAAAUUUAUGGUGUUUAGUGAUGAAAACGUCAAAGCCAUUUGUUCUAUUUCUUAG